AUGGUCGAUAAUGAUGCAAUGAUUGAUGAAGAUGAUGAACAACUUGAUAUUCCCGAUAAUACAAAAAAUAUUCAAUCAAUUCAAUUAGGACAAAUCGAUAUUAACUGUUGGUAUUAUUCGCCAUACAUUGAUAAUCAAGAGGGUUCAAAUGAAAAAUAUCGUACGAUUGAAAAGUUAUAUAUUUGUGAAUUUUGUUUACGAUAUUUUCUUCAUAGUAAAAAUUAUCGACAACAUACGAAUGAAUGUAAUCGACAUCAACCUCCUGGUCGUAAAGUCUAUGAAGAUUUGAAUGGUCUAUCUGUAUAUGAAGUUGAUGGAAAUACAUCUGAACUCUACUGUCAAUGUCUGUGUUUAUUAGCAAAAUUAUUUUUAGAACGAAAGACAAUCUAUUUUGAUGUUAAUCCAUUUCUAUUUUAUGUUUUGGUUGAAUCGGAUAAACGAAUGAAAAAUGUUCAACAUGUCAUUGGUUACUUUUCAAAAGAAAAACUAAGUGAUGAAUUUUACAAUUUGGCUUGUUUAAUGGUAUUGCCUCAUCGGCAACGACAAGGUUUUGGUCGAUUUUUAAUUGCAUUAAGUUAUGAAUUAACUAAACUUGAGAAAAAAACGGGUUCACCCGAAAAACCACUAUCAGCUCUUGGCCAGAUGACAUAUAAAAGUUAUUGGUAUUCGACAAUAUUAACGAAACUUGAUGAAUAUCGUCAUUCACAAAUACAUGCUACAGUUGCACAGCUAAGCAUGGAUACUGGCAUUUGCAUUGAAGAUGUUAUACAAACACUAAUUGAACUUCGACUCGCUUACACAGGUACAUCAACUGGUGAAACCAAUUGUAAGCAACAAGAACCCCGUGAUCAUCGUUGUCGUCGUCGUCGUCGUCAAAAAUCCAAUAGCGAUUCUGAUCAAUGCGAUGAUAAUAAUAAUACACUCAAUUCAACGUCAGUAUUAAUUAUUGACGAAGAUCUUCUACAUACAGCUAUAAUUCGUUUGUCAAAUGAAAAUGUAUCGUCGAACAACGAUCAGCAUGUGUUUGAUCGCAAUUAUUUACGUUUCAUAAAUCGAUCAUGA
Messenger RNA from Rotaria socialis, 1062 nucleotides. The record is from the annotation of a GenBank genome assembly. Lineage: Eukaryota; Metazoa; Rotifera; Eurotatoria; Philodinida; Philodinidae.